AUGAGUUCAGUGUCUAACACUAGAGUGCCUUUAAUUGCGCCUGAAGAAAUCUCUCUAGAGGAUAAAAAGGAAAAUGAGUUUGGCCAAUUGACUUCAGUAGAGUUCUUAGUCGCACCGAAGUCUCGAGGGGGAGCACCGUUGCGGGAUCCAAUACUAGAUGCACCACCAUAUUAUGUUUCGGUGAUUACAUAUUUAAAUUAUUUGAUUUUAAUUAUAUUAGGUCAUAUCCAUGAUUUCUUUGGGCUGAAAUUCCCGAAGGACAAGCACUCUGAGAUAAUGGAGCGGGAUGGGUAUGCCCCUUGGUUUUCUAAAUUUGAGUCCUUUUUUGUGAGACGGAUGAAGAAGAGGAUCGAUGAUUGCUUUUCGAGACCGACCACAGGCGUUCCUGGCAGAUUCAUUCGUUGUGUUGAUAGAGUAGCUCAUCAGUUAAAUGAUUUUUUUACCUAUCCUGGAUCUACUUCUAUGUGCUUAAACUUAUCAUCAUAUAAUUAUUUGGGUUUUGCUCAAUCUGAGGGGCAGUGUACUGAUGCAGCUUUGGAAGCUGUUCAUAAGUAUGGGAUCUAUAGUAAUGGUCCAAGAGCUCAAACAGGGACUAUCGAUCUUCAUUUAGAAGCGGAACAAUAUAUUGCUACUUUCAUCGGGAAGCCAGAUGUUAUAAUUUUUUCGAUGGGUUAUGGAUGCAAUGCUAAUCUUUUCAGUUCAUUUUUAGAUAGUAAGUGCUUGGUGAUUUCCGAUGAAUUGAACCACACCUCAAUUAGAACUGGCGUGCGUUUGUCAGGUGCAGCUGUCAGAAAAUUCAAGCAUAAUGAUAUGAAAGCGCUAGAGCAAUUGAUACGUGAACAAAUAGUUCAAGGUCAACCGAAAUCUCAUAGACCGUGGAAGAAGAUUUUAAUUUGUGUUGAAGGCUUGUACUCUAUGGAGGGUACAAUGUGUAAUCUCCCCAAACUAGUUGAAUUGAAAAACAGAUACAAAUGUUACUUGUUUGUCGACGAAGCUCAUUCAAUUGGUGCGAUAGGCCCCCGUGGUCGUGGUGUGUGUGAUUAUUUCGGUAUUGACCCUUCAGAGGUUGAUAUUUUAAUGGGAACGUUAACCAAGUCCUUCGGUGCUGCAGGUGGUUAUAUUGGAGCAGAUAAGUGGAUUGUGGAACGUCUGAGGCUGGACUUGACAACUAAUAAUUAUGCUGAACCCAGCCCGGCCCCUGUUCUUGCUCAAAUCAUUUCAUCUUUGAGAACCAUUACAGGUGAAAUAUGUCCAGGUCAGGGACAAGAAAGACUUCAAAGAAUUGCAUUUAAUUCGCGCUAUUUGCGUCUAGCAUUACAAAGAUUGGGAUUUAUUGUUUAUGGUAUCGCAGAUUCUCCCGUAAUUCCAAUGUUGCUGUAUGCUCCAUCAAAGAUGCCCGCAUUUUCUCGAAUGAUGUUGCAGCGCAAGAUUGCUGUUGUUGUUGUAGCAUAUCCAGCUACUCCACUAGAUGAAUCGAGAGUCCGUUUCUGUGUUUCUGCAGCAUUAAUUAAAGAAGACAUUGAUUACCUAUUGCGCCAUGUUAAUGAAGUUGGCGAAAAGUUAUUCUUGAAAGUUAGUUCCGGGAAGGCUGGCGGCUCUAUGGAUGGCAAACCACCAAGAUGGGACAUUGAAGAAGUAAUUAAACAGACACCUAAAGAUUGUAAGGAUGACAAGUAUUUUCUGAUAUGA
Eremothecium cymbalariae DBVPG#7215 is the source of this 1689-nucleotide messenger RNA. RefSeq names its product serine C-palmitoyltransferase LCB2 (gene LCB2). Bases 1 to 1689 code for a protein of 562 amino acids. NCBI's taxonomy places the organism in Eukaryota, Fungi, Ascomycota, Saccharomycetes, Saccharomycetales, Saccharomycetaceae. Gene Ontology annotation, molecular function: pyridoxal phosphate binding; serine C-palmitoyltransferase activity. Gene Ontology annotation, cellular component: serine palmitoyltransferase complex. The transcript has a single exon. The record is from RefSeq and is a predicted model, not a curated record. Gene Ontology annotation, biological process: sphingosine biosynthetic process; ceramide biosynthetic process.